CUAUUAUUAACGGAUUCCUAGUCAUUUAGGUAUCAUAAACGCGAUUGGUUUCUUUAGGUGUGCCAAUAAAUGCUAUAAUUGGCACACCUAUGGAGACUCCUGCCUGUUGUAGCAGCCUACUCCUUCUAUUUGUCUACCUAUCCAUAGCCUUCGUAAUGCCACUUUAGUCGAUGUGGUUUUUACUCCAAUGUAUAAGAAAGCCUUUUGACGUAUGGUGUUGCUUGCUUUUUUAUUUCUUUUGUUUGAUUUUGGUGCAGUGCAAUCAUCAACGGAUAUCACGUUCAGGUUGUCUAAGGUCACACAUUCCAUAUAAAUCGCAAAGUAUUAACAUUUUACCGAGGUUUAUUGAUGCUAUAUCAUUUGUUAAUCGCAAAGAUGCUUGCUUGCGCAAGGAAGGAUGCAAAUGGUACACUAACCAUGGUACUUUAGAUGAGAAAAGGGGUCAACAACGGGUGUUAUAUGCCAAGAGCUCUGGGCAUUUAACGGUAACUUCAAGUACUCAACAUGAAGUUAUAAAACAGUAUGGUGUUGUAUUUAGUCCGGCAGUCAUUGAUCCUGGAGCUACGCCACUGGUCAAUUUGGAGGAGUCAACACCUGAAGGUUUUUACGACGACCUUGAGACUUAUUUGAACGACCCUCGUAGUAAGAAUGCUUUGCAUUGGAGUCAGCAUUUCAAGCGCACGAAUUCACAACGUGCUGCGUUGAAUGCUUUGACUGACUUCAUGCCUGCUAGCAAGGUUCGUCAAUGCCUCAACGUUACUGACGGUUCUAAUGUUGACGAUUUGGUCGAUCCUACAUAUCAGGGUUACUAUAACCGCAGGAACAUAAAGGCAUUUUUCAGAUAUGAGCCUGAAUUUGCCUAUAAACGUGUGGACGGUGAAAUAAAGCCUCGAAAGCUUGAGAUGCCUAAGUUACAGAUGCCGGAUGAUAUGCCUAUCACUGAAGCUGAGCAUGAACGGCCGUCAGUUCCUCUAGGAUGGCGCAUAUUUGCGGUAUUAGGUCUAUAUCAUACCGCUAAAGGUGUGAGUGACCCAUCUGUGUUAUGGUCUGGGUUUCCUCUUACUGACGGCAACCCUAUGGGCAGGCUUGCCAGUGGUCUAUACAAUUCACCCCUUGGUUUGCGCGUGGCUUCGGGUAUGGAUGCAGUGAAGCCUGACAAUACUUUGUUACAUUCUCGUCACCCUAUAGAGCAGGGUGAGUUAUUUCGUGGUAGAAAGGGUGACAUGUCUGAAAUAUAUCCUGAUGGUAUUCGUCAACACGAACGCAUAAGUAAAGAUGUGUACAAAUAUCGUUUUUCUGAGGAUGGUGUAUGGCCUCGUAAGCACUUUGAGUCUGUAUUGAGUUCGAUGACUAUAUCUCAGGCAUUAUGGGCACGUCUUUCUACGACAAUGUUGCGUUCAACCGGGAAAAUCCAUAGAUUGUACAAAUUACGAGUGCGUAAGAACUUUAAGCAAGAGGUAUUUAAGGCAAGGAGGCGUAAUAGUAUUGUGGACAAUUCGGAUUCUGUGUCUGAUGUUCCUGUAGAGACCUCUGUUGGCAUUUUAUAUUUUUUAUCUGCGCCUACUUUACAUCACGCUGUGGACUUGGUUUGUUCUGAUCCUAUGGCACGUUGUAAUUUUUAUGAGCAGCUUUUAUUGUUUGAGGCCGAUGAUGCGCUUAAGUAUCGCAUUUUUGAGAAUCGUGAGCCAGAUAAGGACAGCCCGUAUCAGUAUAUGGUACUGGGUAAUUAUGACGAUAUAGAUGAUCAUACACUUUUGGAUGACAAGAUGAUGCGUUUUCUCGUGCGCUCCAAUUGCGUGAACACUCAUGUAAGACUACAUGCUCCACGUAAGGACAGUAUGGUUGACUUGGGUAUGCCCUUACAGCAAUUUCUUCCACUUACAACUGAGCAGCGUGAUCGUUUAUUGGACCGUUUGGACAGUAUUCGUGAUGCUUGCAACACGGUGAAUGGCUCAUCUCCUAUAGGCGACCUUAGCAUUAUAAAUCAAUUCGAUACUGACGAUGCGCUAGACUGGGCUCGUCGUUGUCCUUAUACACGUGCCGGUUGUUACAAGAGUUUAUUUGUUGCUAAGGCUUAUGAGAUUGGCUUUUACGGGCGCAAUUGUGAUUACAUAGCACCACUUCCCAUGCCUAAAUCCAUGGUUCCCCUUAGGCAAGAAUACGCAGUUGUUGAUCGUGACCCUGUAAAUAUACUAAAAACGCGUAUGUCUAAUGGCGAAGGCCAUUACAUUGCUCUUCCUAAGGUGAUACCACGUGAUUCCUUUUUGUAUCAUGAAUUGUCGUCGGAGAAUGGCUUGGGAAUGGCACAAAGUGCCGCCAAUGUUAAACCUGAUCAUCCUGUUGUUUCUUCCCCUGAUUCAACUGACUUAAAAAAUGAUUCUUCCUGGCCUAACAGGUUAUAUAUAACAAUUCGGAGGACUGUUGCUGACUCGUACAAGUCUUGUAACAUAUCAUCUAGAUAUGUAUCAACAAUCCGCCACCAAUUGCCCAAACAAGUUCAUUUAGGUCCGGUUCCAUUUACUCGUGACGGUAGAUUAGCAGUGGAUGUGGAUUCAUGUCACUUGCGUUCUCCAAAGUCACGUCGUUUAAGGUCUGUAUCUAGAGAUGAAGUGCUGUACGUAUCGGAUAUUGACUCCAGUAAUUACCGCAAGGGGUAUGCCCAGAUGCUGGGUAAUGUUCUGUUAUCUCGUUGUGCAAUACACAAGCUAUUGAAUGAAGACGCUCCCACAGAGUUGGACAUGCCAUUUUACGCUGACAUUUUGAAGGAUUACAUAUAUAUAUCGUUACCUCCCGGUGACUUCUUUGAGAAUUUACCUGCUCACGAUAACAAACGUUUCAACGCUAUGAGUGAGGAAAACGAGACCGUGUCACCUACAACUGCUGAGGAUAUGAACAUGUUACCUGAAAACAGGCCUCGUGCAUACGCCGGAUUUUGGAUGCGCAAGAGUGACUGUUACCUGCUGUACAAGGACGACCGUGAGCGCUCAUUGUUGUUAGGUAUACCACCUUCUAGGUUAAGCCACAGACGUGAACUAGGUCCGGACAUGAUUAUGCGUGCUCUAAUUCGUAACGAGAUAGUACUAGACUAUGUGAGGAAGGGUGCCGCUCUUUCAUGGCCUGACCUCAGCAACGCGUAUUCUACGCGCGGCGAGCGCAUAGUGUCACACCUAACACCUACUGAGGCGAUGAAGACCAUGUGGACUGUACCUCCUUUGAAUACGCCUAACAAGCGUUAUACAAGGGAGUGCGAGAUACCCGCAGGUCGUUUUUACGAAAAGGGCAUAGAGUACCCUGAAGGGGACCCUCGCAACCUUAUGUCAAAUCAUCCCAGGGAAGUCUACAAGAUGACCCUGGAGCACUUACAAAAGGUAGAUCGUGGUGAGGCUCGCCCUGAGGAUGACCCUGUGAAGCUGCUUGUUGAAGCAGAUUACAUCCCUCCACCGCAAGGUAAAGUCAUUCUCACUACUUGGGAGGAGCCAGAUGUGAAUUUAUACAAUUUAAGGAAAAGUGACAAAAAGAAGGAAACUACGCACGGCAACUAGUUGUUGCCCAGCACUCGUUCCC
Babesia bovis T2Bo is the source of this 3564-nucleotide messenger RNA. RefSeq lists its product as uncharacterized. The transcript has a single exon. Bases 171 to 3542 code for a protein of 1123 amino acids. Lineage: Eukaryota; Apicomplexa; Aconoidasida; Piroplasmida; Babesiidae. The record is from RefSeq and is a predicted model, not a curated record.